AAUGUCUAUAAUGAUAAAAAAAUUUCUAAUCAUAUCAAUUUUUUAUCUACAAUUGAUACACAGUUAUCAAGAUUUUAAUAAUAAUUAUUAUAAUAAUGAUUAUUACGAUCAUUAUAAUAGUCAACACCAACAACACCAACAGUCAGCACAAGUAGAUAGCGAUUAUCAUCAUUUGAAUAGCAGAUACAUUGAUAAUAGACGACAUCGAGAUCGACAGUAUUUAGAUACCGGUGCUGCUGCUGAUGAUAAUGACUAUAAUGAUGACUACCAAACAACAUACAGCCGCCACCGCCGCCAUCGCCGACCAUCAGCACCGUUAUCCCGAUCACCGAUGACUGGCGACCCUUAUAGAAGAAAAUCUAGUCUUAAACCGAAACCGUUGUCUAUUUUUGAUACAAUUUUCGGCGGCUAUGGUCCCGACUAUGGUAGUCCCCAAACACGAUCACUACCCCUACCACCACCACCAUCAGCACCAGUAGUUGAAAAUAGUAAUAGUUAUAAAAUUACCCCAGCACCAGUAAUUAGGUACGAUAGUAGUACCCAUAGUAGUAGUAGUAGUAGUAGUAGUAGGCCAACAGCGCCUACCGAUUCAAGUUAUGAUACUACUACCGAUAGUACUAGACCAGCAGCACCUACCGAUAGUAGUAGGCCAGCACAAGGACCUGUCGAUACAUUUUUUGAAAUGAUUUUUGGCGGCUAUCGACCCCAAACUAUUAGUGAAACUAGUCGACAACAACAACAAACUGGUAGACAAGGUGCCGGUGAUGAUAAAGAUGGUCAACCCCAUGGUUGGGGUGCUAUGGAAAGUCGUCCAAAAGUUUAUACCAGCGCUGAUAAUACUAACGAUAGUCCAAUUCGUAGUCCAUUUUAAAGGAUAAUUAAAAAAAAAUUAUCAGUUUUUAAUUAAACUACUGGUUGUUUAAUGUGUGUGUAUGUAURUGUGUAUGUGUGUGUAUGUG
This is a messenger RNA of Oppia nitens, 959 nucleotides long. RefSeq lists its product as uncharacterized. Lineage: Eukaryota; Metazoa; Arthropoda; Arachnida; Sarcoptiformes; Oppiidae. The record is from RefSeq and is a predicted model, not a curated record. Bases 2 to 871 code for a protein of 289 amino acids. The transcript has 2 exons.